Molecule: messenger RNA, 1131 nt
Organism: Triticum turgidum subsp. durum (durum wheat)
Lineage: Eukaryota; Viridiplantae; Streptophyta; Magnoliopsida; Poales; Poaceae
Source: the annotation of a GenBank genome assembly
AUGGCGUCGACAUGGAUGACACGUUGCCUGCAGGCGCUCCUGCUGCUGUUGGCGCUUCUGCUCGUCCCCCGCGGCGGCGAUGGCGCCGCGGUGUUCUCCGGGUACACGUUCAAGGGGCCGGGCGAGGCCGAGGCCUUCGAGGAAGCGCUGCUGCGCCAGGCGUGCUUCAACGUCUCCUCUUCUUCCUCCGGAGCCGGGCGCGGCAAGGGUGACUGCGUCUCGCGCAUCGACACGGCGCGCGGCGGGCCCAGCAGCGGGCCCGUGCCCGUCCUCCGCGCCGCGCUCCGCGACACGCUCGGCGAGGCCGUCAGCGCCGUCGGGGCCGUCGGGGCCGUCGCCGGCCUGGCGUCCCUGUCCAACCACGCGCGCGAGGAGAUGGCCGUCCGCGACUGCAUCGAGCUGCUGGGGUACUCCGUUGACGAGCUCGGGUGGUCGCUCGACGCCAUGGCCGAGCCCCUCGACGGCGCGGAGGUGGAGAUGGAGAACCAGCACGGCGCUGCGUCUGGGAGCGUCAGCAGUGGCGCGCGUGCCGAGGACGACCUGCACGCCUGGCUCAGCGCCGCACUGGGCAACCAGGACACGUGCACGGAGGGCUUCCGCGGCACCGACGGCCGCCUGCUGCGUCGCGUCGAGGCGUCCGUGGCACAGCUGACGCAGCUGGUGAGCAACCUGCUCGCCAUGCACAAGCGGCUGCGCAGCAUCAUGCCGCUGCGCCAGCGCGGCAAGAACGACACGGCGGCGUCCGGCGCCGGUUCGGAGCUGCCGCCGUGGGUGAUGGACGUCGCCGGCGGCGUCGAAGGGGAGCUCGCGCGCGCCCGGGGCCGGUCCGGAGGGAAGAAGGCAAUGCGCGUGGACGUGGUGGUGGCUCGGGACGGGAGCGGCAGGUACCGGUCUGUCGGCGAGGCGGUGGCGCGCGCGCCCAACCACAGCCGGAGGAAGUACGUCAUCUACGUGAAGCGAGGGGUGUACUACGAGAACGUGGACGUGAAGAAGAAGAAGACCAACAUCGUGCUCGUCGGCGAGGGCAUGGGCGAGACGGUGAUCACCGGCAGCCGGAGCUUCUCGAGCGGCUGGACCACGUUCCGGAGCGCCAGCGUUGGUAAAUACAAAGUGCAAAUUCUGUCUCGUUAA